Messenger RNA from Rhipicephalus sanguineus (brown dog tick), 1531 nucleotides. Its product is annotated as TWiK family of potassium channels protein 18. Gene Ontology annotation, biological process: stabilization of membrane potential; potassium ion transmembrane transport. Lineage: Eukaryota; Metazoa; Arthropoda; Arachnida; Ixodida; Ixodidae. Gene Ontology annotation, molecular function: potassium ion leak channel activity. Gene Ontology annotation, cellular component: membrane. The transcript is spliced from 3 exons. The coding region runs from base 105 to 1508 and encodes 467 amino acids. The record is from RefSeq and is a predicted model, not a curated record.
GCUAUUUUGGGGGAAGGCCCGCUUGGCGGUGGCCCAGCUGCUUGGGGGCGCCCGGUCUGCGCCCGAUUUGGGCAGCCGCUCCCAACGGGGCAGCAGAGGCGAACAUGUCGUCGCGGAGCCCGUCGCCCCGAGCGGGCCGGCGGCCCGCGUUCCUCAGCCAGCCGUCGGUCAUCAGCUGGCAGUCUGAUCCGACGAGGCCACCUCAAUAUCUAAUCCUCAAUCCUAUGCACAUUGUGAACCUGACUGCUGACAAGACGAGAAGCUGCGCCGUCCGCGCCGCCCAAAGCAUCAAGGCAUUCAGCCAACGCUGGUUCUCGCAUAUUCUGCUGCUGCUCGUCCUUCUCGCGUACGCGGCCAUGGGCGCUGCGCUCUUCCAACUCAUCGAGGGCCCCUUCGAAGACAAGCAGAAGCAGACCAUCUUGAACGCGCGCCAGUACAUCAUCGAGGACCUGGUGAUCGCCCAGCGCACCCUGUCCGUGGCCGGAUUCCGGCGACACGCACUGCGCCGUCUGCGCGAGUUCGAAACGCAGGUGCGUGUGCUCGAGGACGAAGCGCGCAUCGUGAGCCACUCGGAGAAAAAGAUCUGGUCCUUUUGGGGCGCUCUCUUCUACUGCGGCACCGUUUUCACAACCAUCGGCUACGGGAACAUCGCCCCGAGCACGAUGGCCGGGAUGGCGGUGACCAUCCUGUACGCCUUCAUCGGCAUACCGCUGCUGCUCAUGGUGCUGGCUGACCUGGGCAAGGUGUUCACGCGCGGCAUCAAGUGGCUCUUCCUGUCGCUGCGCCAACUCGUCCGCACGGGCCGCUGCGGCAAGCACAAGGCGAAAGCACCCCCUCCGCAGCUGCAGUACGUCGCUUUCGUGUGGCGCAAGGUGAACGACACCAUGGCGUACGUUCCCUACCCGGCCUACCUGAAGCAGGAGCCCACCACGCCGACCGCCGAAGAAGGCGGUGAGGAAGCGAGCAAGGCCGCCAGCGAAGAGGAGCUUGUCAUUGACGACCAGUUCAACUUGCCUGUGUCGCUGGCCCUUCUUCUGCUUUCCAUCUACAUGACGGUCGGCGCCUGCAUCUUCACCAUUUGGGAGUCGUGGAGCUUCUUCGAAGCCUUCUACUUUGUCUUCAUUUCGAUGAGCACAAUAGGAUUCGGUGACUACGUCCCAGACCACCCGAUGUUUAUGAUGGCUACUUUCAUUUACCUACUUUUUGGCCUUGCGCUCACUUCCAUGUGCAUCAACGUUGUGCAGGAGAAGCUCUCCGCCAUAUUUGAAAGAGCUCGAAUGCAGCUGGGGACAACCAUUGGAUUCGACGCCAUGGUGAUAGACCAAGAGCGAAAGGAGCCUUUGGAGAGCGAUAUUGACGAGGCAGUGACAAAGGACGCCAUUGCCAAAGAAGCUAUUGCCAAGGGACUUGCUGCCCAAGAAGCUGCGGCCAAGAACGCUGUGGAUAAAAAAGCAGUUUCGAAUGACACUGCAACUAAAAAUAACACCCAGCAUAAAGAGCCCACCUGAACGGCCUCUUGAGAAUAAAUUAU